Orbicella faveolata is the source of this 2655-nucleotide messenger RNA. RefSeq lists its product as uncharacterized. The record is from RefSeq and is a predicted model, not a curated record. Gene Ontology annotation, biological process: regulation of transcription by RNA polymerase II. NCBI's taxonomy places the organism in Eukaryota, Metazoa, Cnidaria, Anthozoa, Scleractinia, Merulinidae. Gene Ontology annotation, molecular function: DNA-binding transcription factor activity; RNA polymerase II cis-regulatory region sequence-specific DNA binding.
GAAAAACAAAACAAAUAAACAACUUAUAAACCUCGAACGUUCGGUAUUUUACGAGAAAAUCUCAAACCUCGGCCUUGCCUUAUUGACCUCGAAACUGCUCGGUCAAUUUUUGAGAUUUACUAGUAGUUAGUAACAAUUUAGAGACUAAUCGGGUGAGUGAUUUCGAAAUCGGCCGAGCGUGCAGCGUGACCCCGACACGAUAUAAAGGAGUAAGGUACUCCGUCUUUACUUAUGAUACAAGGUUAACACACUAUAUAGGUUCCACGAACGUCACCAAUAACAUUCACGGAUGUUUUUACCCACGUUUCACCAACAACUGCUACGUCCUUCCAGUCUCAUAGAGGCGCCAGGGACAGUCAAGGGGUCACACGGGAGACUGGGACGGGACUGCUAUUCUCGCUCGAUAUGUCCUCUGGGAUGGUACUUGCGUGAAAAGUGUUCGCAAAGGAAUACCUCGUUCAAUGUUUUCAUGUCAUGAUACUGAGUUUUCCAUCGUUCCAUUCGUUUACUCUUGGCGACAUAAUGGAAGACACAAACCAAAGCCCCACUGACCAGCGAGGGCUUAAACUUCAAAAUAUUAUCCAGAAAUUAUCAGAACAUUGUGACAUAAAAAAUCCUGAAGAACUAGAGACUAUUAUUGAUGAAGAAGAAACUGAUUCUCAGCAAGGUGUUCCAAAGACCAAGAGAAGAAAACACGAUACCAGCGACACCAGUGUUAAUGGGUCAAAGGAUGAUGCGUUCUGUCUACACUCUUCAACAGAAAAAAAUACACAGGGACAAAACAGUGACUUAAAACUGAGAAGUAAUAUAAGAAAAUCCGAACAGCAAGAAGAUAAUAGUUGUAAAGCUUCCUCGACACCGCUGCCCCCUGAGAGAAUCAGUGCACGAAUAAGAAGUUUAAAAUCCAAGAAGGUGGCUUACAGAGAAGACUGGGUGGACCCUGACCAGAUAAGACUUUCAGGGCAAAGGGUGCAUGUACAGUCAAAUAAAAACAAUUCACAUCAGGAAAUUACUAAAACUAAGACUGUUAUAAGGAAAAGAAAACGGAAAAAGAAGGAGAGUUUUCAAAGUGUGGAAGAUUAUGUCAACGAAGCACCCUUAAUCCAUGUUGGUAAUUUAGUGGGUCUGCGGAAGUGUUGUUUGUGCGCUGUUAUGUUUGUGGAGAAAGAGCAGCUCCUCGAUCAUAUGAAGGCUGUUCACCAUUUAGAUGACAAAAUGAACAUUUCAAAAGAAGCCGCUACAGAAUGUUUGAAGGGUGAUGACAAAAAAGAUGCUCAGUCCAUUCCAGAUGAGAAACCCUUUAAAUGUUCACAGUGUCAAUCAUCAUUCAGGAAAAGCAGCGGACUUAAACAACAUGUGACAAGACAGCAUUCCCAGAAUACACCACAAAAAUCAACUCAAGCUCAGACCAACCAAUCCAGUAAAAAGAGCAGCUCUGCUAACGACAGACCUUACGCAUGUCAGGUUUGUGGGAAAGCGUUCAAACGGAAACAUCAUUUACAAGAGCACAGUUACAUUCAUUCAGAUGACAAGCCCUACAAAUGCGACACUUGCAGCAAAACUUUCAAUCAGAGAAUAUGUCUUACGAAGCACCUUCCAUGCAGAGAACAUGAAAAACAACAUCGAAAACCUACCUGCACCAAAACGUUAGAGACUGGUACGAGUGACGUAUCACAUGAGCAGCCUCAAAAUCAAGGGAACGACCAACUGUUUGAUUUCAAAGAAACGGAAGUACGUUUAACAGGAAGCGGAAGUAUAUGCCGCUUGGCUGAAAAAAUUGAUUCAAAUUCGGAGAGAAGUUCAAGUUUAGGCCCUUGUAAUGCACCGGAAGUGAAGUGGCACGUUAACGGAAGUGAGCAUGAUGGUAAGUCACAUUUGUCAAAUGGUGUGCCAUUGCGUGACAACCUAUCAUCGAAAGACACCGAAAAUCACGCCACUAACGCAGUGGAAUGUGAAGAGAGUGUGACAGAUAACAGCAGGUUGAAUGUUUCUGGUGUAUCGUCAAACACAUCUGCUUUAACUGCAGUCACAAACGAUCAAACCUGUUCUGUCAAGAAACAAACAGCGACGUCGCAAGGAGAAACUUAAGAAGCAUGUGAAGGUCGAAUUUAAACUAACAGUGUAUUAUGUUAGUAACUGUUGUCUUAUUUCAUACACUUACGUGAACAAGACCAGCUUUACGUGUCUGUCAGUCGAUUGUGAAAUACUCACUGUGAUAAGAGCUGCUGAUGCAUAUCUUGACAUACUGUAAGUGCGUACGUACGUACUGUAUCGACAGUCACAAAUCAACUGUUAUGUUAACUGAGCUUUAUAAAUGAGCCGAAGUAAUCAUAGCAUUUAAUCCUGAAGUAUCCGCUAUUGUCAAAAAGGUCUGAAUGAAAAACCCCGAGAUUAUCUACAGAUUAUAUACAGUCAUCCUGCUAUAGGUGCCGCUCAUUUUACAAAUUUGUAAGCCUCAACUGCGUGGCUUCAGAUCAAGGAGCAUACUGAAAAUCUUCUAUUUUAAGGUACCCUUUUUACCAUUUAGGGUGGGACAAGAAAUGUUGAAUCAAUCAUUUUGUGUAUUUGCAUCACCCGACGUACAACGAGUGGGUUACAAUUUCUGUGACCUAUUUUUUUUUUUUUAUAAAUAACAAAAAAAAAAAAAAAAAAAAA